Molecule: messenger RNA, 771 nt
Organism: Orycteropus afer afer
Lineage: Eukaryota; Metazoa; Chordata; Mammalia; Tubulidentata; Orycteropodidae
Source: RefSeq, a predicted model, not a curated record
AUGGUCAACUCCUGUUGUGGCUCCGUCUGCUCUGACCAGGGCUGUGGUCAAGACCUCUUCCAGGAGACCUGCUACCAACCCAGCUGCUGCCAGACCACCUGCUGCAGGCCCACCUGCUGCCACCCCAGCUGCUGCAUCUCUAGCUGUUGCAGCCCCACGCGCUGUAGUCCUAGCAGCUUUAGUUCCAGCUGCUGUAGACCUACCUGCUGCAUCUCCAGCUGCUGCCGCCCCUCCUUCUGUGGUUCUAGCAGCUGUGACUCCAGCUGUUGCCGUCCUUCCUGCUGUGGCUCCAGCUGCUGCCACACCUCCUGCUGCUUCCGCCCUAGCUGUUGCAUUGAGACCUGCUGCCAGCCCAGCUGCUGUCAGACCACCUGCUGCAGGCCCACCUGCUGCCGCCCCAGCUGUUGCAUCUCCAGCUGCUGCCGCCCCUCCUGCUCUAGUUCCAGCUGCUGUGGCUCCAGCUGCUGCCGCCCCAGCUGCUGUGUGUCCAGCUGCUGCAGGCCCCAGUGCUGCCAGUCUGUGUGCUGCCAGCCCACCUGCUGCCGCCCCAGCUGUUGCACGUCCAGCUGCUGCCGCCCCUCCUGCUGUGGUUCUAGCAGCUGUGGCUCCAGCUGUUGCCGUCCUUCCUGCUGUGGCUCCAGCUGCUGCCGCACCUCCUGCUGCUUCCGCCCUGUCUGUGGCCAAGUCUCCUGCCACACCACCUGCUAUCGCCCAACCUGUGUCAUCUCCACCUGCCCCCGCCCCAUGUGCUGUGCCUCCUCUUGCUGCUGA